AUGAAUUUAAAUCCAGAAGAGAAACCAUUCCCUAUAUUGAAACUUCCGUUCCUUCCGUUGAGUAAUGUAUUACACAAUUUCGAUUAUUUGGAAAUGCUUGAUUUCUCGUUUGUUUCGAAAAAAUGUCAGUUCGUAAUUCAGCUCAUAAAAUUCGCCGAUUUUGAAAUAUGUUUAAACUUCCAACGCAAUCGAAGUCCUAAAAAACUCUUAGCUAUUAUAUUCUAUCGGAGAAAAAAAUGCAUCUUUGAAUUCUCCAUUGAUGAAUUGAAUAACAGAAAAAAGUAUUUGAAACGGAAAGAUGAAUCAACAGAAAUUAUGGAUGAUAAACAUAUGAUUUGGAUUGAUAGUGCGAAAGAAUGGACCGACUACAUAUGUGGAUUAUUCCGGAUGGAACUCAACUAUAUUUAUCUGCCGUCGGAUGGAUCAAUGCAAGAAAUGUCAGACCUUUCUGAGUGGAUCAACAAUCGAAAGAAUGAAAUAGAUUACUGUGAAUUCCGUGGUGAUGAUACUAAUAGUGAUAGUAUCGAACUAUUCUUCAAGAAAGCAGAAUUCUCUAUUCAUAAUUUAUCAUUCGGACUGGAACAACCCUAUUUAAGAAAGCCAUUGCCAUUUGAGGCUCUGGAUCUAACAGAAGUUUAUUUAUCUAGUAAAACUUGGGAGAAACCAGUCACGUGGAUUACUGUAAACGAUGUUAUUAACUUUAAAUAUAGAAGAAUAGUGAUGGGUGUGUGUCAAUUCAAUGAGAAUGAUAUAAAUCGGAUAAUAAGAAGUUGGCUCGAUGGGAACAAUCCUCAAAUGGAGUUCUUCACUGUUGCUUUGAAACCACUCAACUUCGAUUUAGUACUGGACGGAAUCGAGUUCGAAAAGAAGGAUAGAAUGGACAAAAUAAUGUUCGUAUAUGACUUCAUGGGAAGAGAAGAAUGUCAUAUAUUCGAAGGAGGAUUCGAUAUCCGAAGGGAAGAUGGAACUCUCGCCACAAUUCAACAAAUAAGACGUUUUUGGUCUGACACUUCAAAGUUGUGGUUCGCAAUGGCGGUGUGGCCAUAUAACAAGUUCCCAUAUAAAGGACAAAAACGUUUAGAUCUCUGA
Molecule: messenger RNA, 1089 nt
Organism: Caenorhabditis remanei
Lineage: Eukaryota; Metazoa; Nematoda; Chromadorea; Rhabditida; Rhabditidae
Exons: 3
Coding region: 1-1089 (362 amino acids)
Molecular function (GO): protein binding
Source: RefSeq, a predicted model, not a curated record